AUGAAGACUAUGUAUUUUUCCCGUAACUUUAUAAUUUGAAAAAAAAAAACAAACACAUUUGGUUAUAUGUAUUUCAUUUCGAUGUACUGCAUUUUUUUUUUCAGCCAAAAGAACUGCGUACAGCCGAAUAGUAGCACCGAAGUAUACCGGCGUCGUCAAGAAGUUCUGCGGAGACGACACCGAGGUAAACAUUAUAGUUGAAUACAUGUAAAUCGUGUGUUUAUGCAAUAAUACUCGUAACGAAAUAGGUUUACUAAAUAUUUGUUGUAUUUUCUCGGCAAGACCGCGAUCCCAGAACUGAACCACGUCAAAAAGUAUUGGAUACAAAGGCACCUACUUUUCGUGCGGUUCGACGCCGGCAUACUUCUGGACCACAGUACCCUAUAUUCGCUGCCCAAUAAUAAUUUAUCUUGUUUUGUGUCUUGUGUUCGAUUAUUAUUGUAGUUCGGUUUGCUCUGAAGUUUUGGCGAAGCAUAUUGCCGACCGGUGUCGGUUUCCAGACGGGAUCGCCGUUGACCCGUUCUGCGGCGCCGGCGGCAAUGUGAUCCAGCUGGCCAAAACUUGUCGCAGAG
Cinara cedri is the source of this 572-nucleotide messenger RNA. NCBI's taxonomy places the organism in Eukaryota, Metazoa, Arthropoda, Insecta, Hemiptera, Aphididae. The record is from the annotation of a GenBank genome assembly.